AUGGAUAACUGUAAUAUAUUGAGCUGGAACUUAAGGGGGUUGAAUGGUCCGAAAAAGCAGACUGUUGUGUUGGAUAUUUGUGGUAGGAAUAAAGUGGGGGUUGGUACUCUCUUGGAAACUAAAAUGAAAGGGAAUAAAGUCAAGGAGUUGAUGGUUAAUAAAUUUUUGAACUGGGAUUAUUAUUCCAGUCCUGUUACUGAAGGUAGAAUAUUGAUCAUAUGGAGGAAGAUUUUUGUCAAGGUUAUAGUUCUUGAGGAGAUAAAUCAAUAUGUUCACUGUUAUGUUAAAAUGGUUGGUCAUAAAAAUCCUUUUAGUGCUACAUUUGUUUAUGGGCUUAAUACUAUGGAGGAACGGAAGAUCUUAUGGCAAAGAUUACCUAAGCUCUCUCUUCUAGCUGCUUCUUGGGUUAUUUUGGGAGAUUUUAAUGCAAUUUUUACAGCUAAGGAUAGGAAUGAAGGAAAGCCUGUGUCUAAAGCUGAAUUAUUAGAUUCUUCUCAAUGGCUUGCUAGGAAUCAAAUGGAUUCGCUUAAAAGAACUGGCUCCUUCUUUACUUGGACUAAUAAUCAAGAUGGGCCUGCUCGCAUUUACUCUAAGAUAGAUCAUGUUUUUGCUAAUGAGGAUUGGCUGGAUUUGUUUCCUAAUACAACAACAAUUUUCAACUGGGAAACAGUUUCUGAUCACUGUUCUUGUACAGUUUUUAUUCUGGCCAUGGAGAACUUGGGAGUCAAAUUGUUUCGUUUUUAUAAUUUCUGGACUGAUCAUAAAGAUUUUAAAGAGGCUAAAGAUCAUUAUCAGGCUGCUCUCUUCCAUACUCAGCAACAUCCUAGUGAUCUUACUCUUCAAGAUAAAGUCAAGGCUGCUGCUGAUGCUUUUAUAAUUCAAGAGCAAAUGUAUCAUAGUUUCUUGGCUCAAAGAAGCAAGCUUACUUGGUUAGGGAAGGGUGAUACGAAUACUGCAUAUUUCCAUGCUUGUCUGAGCAAGCGUAAGGAAGAGAAUAGGAUAGCCUCUUAUGUUACUGAACAUGGUAGGGUGGUGGAUAACUUUUCAGAAGUGCCUUUUUCUCACAAGGAAACUCGAGAUGAUUUAUUUAGUAUCCCCAUAAUCAAAUCCCCGGGUCCAGAUGGGUUUGGUUCUGGUUUUUUCAAGGUGUUGUGGCUGGACUUUGGUAGUGAAAUAUGUAGAGUUGUAGGACAGUUUUUUGAGACAGGCAAUAUUCCUGAGGAGCUUCUUAAUACCACACUGUCUUUGGUCCCAAAAAAUGACAAUCCUUCACAGGCUGUGGAUUAUAGGCCUAUUGCUUGUUGUUCUACCAUCUACAAAUAUGAUCUGAUUUUAUUUUGUAAAGGAUCCCUUGCUGCUGUUCAAGUGCUCAAGGGUGCUUUAGAGAAUGUCAGUUCUACUACUGGGCUUCAAAUUAAUGCUAGCAAAUCUCAUAUAUACUUUGGGGGAGUUUUUGCUGCUGACAGACAGAUAAUGGCUGCUGAGUUACAGCUUUCCGAAGGGUCUUUUCCUCUUAAAUAUCUUGGUGUUCCUAUGAGACCAACUAAAUAG
Molecule: messenger RNA, 1551 nt
Organism: Humulus lupulus (European hop)
Lineage: Eukaryota; Viridiplantae; Streptophyta; Magnoliopsida; Rosales; Cannabaceae
Exons: 4
Coding region: 1-1551 (516 amino acids)
Molecular function (GO): catalytic activity
Source: RefSeq, a predicted model, not a curated record